CACGAAUUUUACACUCUACAUGCAUUUUCGAAAACUGGUGGUGAUCGUUUACCGAGAGUUCGUAGCACACUUAUUGAAUAUCUCACCUCAUUGUGGUGACGAGCGAAGAGAUAUUGGUAUACUCGGCGUCAUUGAGACUUAAAAGAAAUAGGCAAGCAGACACAGUGAAAUGCAUUUUUCAGGCGUUAUUUCAGACGAAUCCAGUGUACCAAGAGGUAGCGACUUACGUCGCAACGUGCAUCCGAAACUGUGAACCAUUGAUCGGGGUUUUAAAUAUUUCAACGCAUAGGAUAAACAAUAAAUUGCCAAAUUUUACGGAGAAUGAUUUCCAAUCAUAUGUAUAACAUUAACAGAUACUUCCAGCUAUGACCCUUUCACGCCCUCACAACAGACGUUAGCUGAUAUUUACUCUAUUUUCGAAGUAUAUCACAACCCCAUAAACCUUAUGUCCAAAAUAAUGACCCCUAAACGUCGACGCGAAAAUGAUGUUGUGGAAUCGCAGCCGUCAAAGUACAUUCCACAUCAGCCCACAGCAGAAGAUUUCCAUUUACAGCCAUGUUGUUCUUAUUCGGCUGCCUGUGGAGUACCGUCGUCAAUAGAUUUGCCUGAACCUGCAGUGGACCACAAAAAUGUACCAUCCUGUUCGAACUACUCUCAUGGCAUAAUGGAAAAUUGGCAGCCAACAGUUGGAAUUCCAUUUCUAGCAACAUCAAGAGGAGAACCUUACCUAGCUGGUCUAGUAACCAGUGUUGAAGGGGAAGUGGUGACAGUACAAUUUCCAGGGAAAGGAUCAUACAUAUACGAAAAAACAAAUAUUAUACCUUUUCGAUCACAAUUCGAAAAUGGGAUAUUCAAAUCAAUAAAAUUAGUACCAAAACUACAAAGACAUAUAUAAGGAAAAAAAUUUUAAUGUAUGAAAAUGCAAUUAUCCAAUAAAAAUGUGUAACCAAUUAGGUAUACAUCGUAUC
Messenger RNA from Aphis gossypii (cotton aphid), 968 nucleotides. RefSeq lists its product as uncharacterized. The transcript is spliced from 4 exons. Lineage: Eukaryota; Metazoa; Arthropoda; Insecta; Hemiptera; Aphididae. The record is from RefSeq and is a predicted model, not a curated record. Bases 446 to 895 code for a protein of 149 amino acids.